Molecule: messenger RNA, 1431 nt
Organism: Macroventuria anomochaeta
Lineage: Eukaryota; Fungi; Ascomycota; Dothideomycetes; Pleosporales; Didymellaceae
Exons: 4
Coding region: 1-1431 (476 amino acids)
Biological process (GO): resolution of meiotic recombination intermediates
Molecular function (GO): single-stranded DNA 3'-5' DNA exonuclease activity; single-stranded DNA binding
Source: RefSeq, a predicted model, not a curated record
AUGCCGACAUCCUCAUCCAUACAAUCCUACUUCACGUCUUCGCCGACCAAGAACAGCGAUGGUUUCACCGCCGACGAGGUGCAGUCGGUCGUGCAGCCUGCAGGUGGAUCUGCAGUCAACACAUGGACUCCCACAUUAGAUUAUGAAGAAGCUGAUAUGGGCUCUCUUGAGCCUGGCCCGCGCAACCUGAUGCUCAUAGGGCGCGUAGUCAACUUCUACGACGUGGCCAAGCCGAGCAAGCGUCACAAAGCUGCACAGGGCUACAUCAAGAUCAUGCUUGCCGACGAUACCGGCGUGCUCACCGUACGGCUCUGGUACGCUAAUGCAGAGUACAAACUGCGCCUUGGACAGCUCAUCACUGUCUGGACAGUACAUAUCUCGAACAGCUCGGAGCACAAUGCACUUGCCCCAAACACUGCGCCACUCUUCACCACCAUAUUCCCUGAGGGCGAGCGGCACUGUCACCUCAUGGUGCACGAGAACAGUGAUGACGGGACACAGUUCAAGCGACCGUUCAACUGCAAAGACUCGAGGGCGCUGCCUAGUCUCAUGACGCUGAGAAGCUUCACGGACGGCGGAUAUGAUGUUGAUGAGCCUAAACUGCUCGUGUGUGUGAAGAGCAUCGGAGCAAGGAAACGCUACAUCAAUCGAAACGGCACCACCUCCGAGCUGCUUACCUUAGGCAUCUUUGACGACACAGCCGAUGCCUCACUGACACUUUACUCCGGGCUUUGCGACUCUGCAUCCUUCCUACAGACCUCCAAAUCCGUCUUGCUAAUCUCCAACCCAGGUUGGCGCAUCGAAAAGACCGCCAAACUGUCGCUCAACGCCAACUCUCGUGUCGAUAUUGAUCCAGAUAUAGGCGAUGCCCGGCGCCUGCGUGCACUUGCCCAACGCCUGACCAAGAAAGAGCACGUCAAUCCGCCCUUCCCUGUGAUCGACGUAUCUUGCUUUGAGGAAAGCCCUGUACGUGCGCUCUACAACUUCGCCGAUAUCGAUGACUUCGCACGUAUGAACCCACGUGAAGAGCUCCUAGGUUACGUUUCCUGCAUCGUCACAUCGCUCAACAUCGUUGUGCCAUACAAGCGCAACAUGCUGCUGAGCGCAGAGUGCUGCGGUGUUGCAAUCUUUGCGAAUGCGACAAACACGAUGUGCAAGCAGUGCGAGAAGGAGGUUGAGCUGAGAAUUAAUCCGAGGAUCCUUGGUCCAGUUCUUGACGAAACUGGACAGAUUGGCAGCGGAAAGCUCGUCUUAUCAGAUCGCGCAUGGGGAGAGCUCCUCGGUCGAACAGCCUCGCAGCUUGUCCACACGGAUUUGGAAGUGCUGCGAUACCUAGAGCAGCGGCUCUUAUUCCUACGAGUCACGAUGGGCUUCGCCUUGAAGCUGGAAGACGAGAUUGGCAGGCUAGCUGUCUGGUGUGUGAAGAGCUGA